UUGAAGCCGACUUGAUUCAGAUGAGUCAUCUUUAGUGGGGCCCACAACUUCAUCUUCUUCCCCAUUUUUUGUCUUUAAAUUUUGGUAUUAAUUUCUGAAAAUUUACAAGCCAACAAACAGAUCAAUCUGGUGGCCCACUUGUACACUCUUGUGGUUAAUCAGUUGAUCAAGAUUCUACCCACACAAAUCCACAUAUAGAUUCACGUAGAUACAGAACACCCCUUCACCAAUAUAUAUACUAUAUAGAGAGAGAGAGCUGUUGGGUGUAGAGAUAUACAGUGAACAAAAUGGAGGGGAAAGCUGUGGUGGAUCAACAAAGCGAAUGCAGCAUUUACGCAAAAACAGGGAAAAGAACAGAGUGUGUUGGUGUAAACAAUGAUCGUGGAAGGAAUCAAGAAGAGCUCAAGAAAACUGCUCAAAUGAGAGAUUUACUUGAAAAACAUGAUCCAACAUCCAAGGAUUAUGAUGAUCAGACAAUCAGAAGGUUUCUUCAGGCACGCGAUCUGGACAUUGACAAAGCUUGUGCAAUGUUUCUCAAAUACUUAAAAUGGAGAAAAACAUUUGUUCCAAAUGGAUCCAUCUCAGUAUCCGACGUCGAAAAUGAAAUCGCACAGAACAAAAUGUUCAUGCAAGGAUCCGAUAAAAUCGGACGCCCAAUCACUGUAGUGUUCGGCGGUAGACAUCUUUGCAACAAAAAAGGCGGCGUGGAAGAGUUUAAACGUUUUGUGGUGUUUGGGCUGGACAAAGUAUGUGCUAGGAUUCCUCAAGGCCAGGACAAGUUUGUGGCUAUUGGAGAUCUUCAAGGAUGGGGAUAUUCAUGUUGCGACAUACGCGGAUACCUUGCAGCACUAUCUAUAUUGCAGGAUUAUUAUCCGGAAAGGCUCGGGAAAUUGUUUAUAUUGCAUGUUCCUUACGUGUUUAUGACCGCGUGGAAGAUGGUUUACCCCUUUAUUGAUGAAAAAACGAAGCAAAAAGUAAAUUGUAUUUGUUGAGAACAAGCAGCUGAAAUCAACACUACUGAAAGACAUUGAUGAAGACCAACUUCCGGAUAUUUAUGGGGGCAAUUUGAAAUUGGCUCCUAUCCAAGAUGUCUAAUGUGUGUGUAAUCGAAUUGGUGAUGACUCGCUCUAGACUUGUAACUUAUUUAUAUACAUAUAUAUAAUUCAAGGUUGAGAACGAGAAUUAAUUUA
Molecule: messenger RNA, 1190 nt
Organism: Helianthus annuus (common sunflower)
Lineage: Eukaryota; Viridiplantae; Streptophyta; Magnoliopsida; Asterales; Asteraceae
Product: CRAL-TRIO domain-containing protein YKL091C
Exons: 6
Coding region: 288-992 (234 amino acids)
Source: RefSeq, a predicted model, not a curated record